UUCAGGGAGAAGAGUUGAUGACUUUAGCCGGGUUACAAUGGCAGCUCCCUUCAAAUGUUAGCAAAGCUGUCAAGACUCAUGCUUAUAAAACUCAGAUACCUCUUUGGACUAUAGCUUGAGCGACGUCUUUUUCGUGACAGCUGUCCCCAGGCCAGUAGCCAAGAUGGGACAAGUCCAUGCCCGGAGUCUUGACCCACUCCCAAUGAGCGGACCAGAUUUCAAUCCUCCAGCUCAUGAUACUGAACUAAUAGAGGUCGAACCUGAAACCAAACAGGAAAUCUUAGAGAACAAAGAUGUGGUAGUUCAACAUGUAAACAUUGAUGGGCUUGGAAGAACCAAAGAUGACUUAGUUAUGUAUGAACUAGCAGAUGUGUUCAAAGCCAAAAGCCUAAUUGAUGUAAUGAAAAAAUGUCAUGAAGCCCGGGAGAAGCUUCUUCGUUUAGGGAUUUUCAAACGAGUCGAAGUCUUGAUAGAUACGUGUGAAGGUGAGGAUGCAUUGCCUAAUGGGCUUGAUGUUACCUUUGAAGUAGCUGAACUCCGCAGACUAACAGGAAGUUACAACACUAUGGUCGGCAACAAUGAAGGAAGCAUGGUCCUUGGCCUUAAACUGCCCAACCUCUUUGGUCGUGCUGAAAAACUGACUUUCCAGUUCUCAUAUGGAACAAAAGAGACUUCAUAUGGUUUAUCCUUUUUCAAGCCACAACCUGGAUAUUUUGAAAGAAAUUUUUCUAUUAAUUUGUACAAAGUUACUGGACAGUUUCCCUGGAGCUCGCUUCGUGAGACUGACCGAGGAGUAUCUGCUGAAGUAAAUUUUCCAAUAUGGAAGACCUACCAUACUCUGAAGUGGGAGGGCGUUUGGAGAGAGCUCAGUUGCUUGGCCAGAACAGCAUCAUUCAACAUAAGAGAAGAAAGUGGGCAUUCUCUCAAAUCAUCCUUGUCACAUGCGAUGGUGAUUGACACAAGGAAUGCUGCAAUCUUGCCUAAACGAGGAGCUUUGCUGAAAAUUAACCAGGAACUGGCAGGCUACACCGGUGGAGAUGUCAGCUUUCUGAAAGAAGACUUUGAACUCCAGUUUAAUAAAGAGCUUCUCUGGGAUUCAGUACUAUCAUCUUCUCUGUGGGGUGGAAUGUUAAUACCAAUAGGAGACAAGCCUUCUUCCAUUGCUGAUAGGUUUUACCUUGGUGGACCAACAAGUGUGCGUGGUUUCAGUAUGUACAGCAUUGGGCCCCAGAGUGAAGGAGACUAUCUCGGAGGGGAAGCAUACUGGGCAGGAGGCCUGCAUUUGUACACUCCCCUACCUUUUCGACCAGGCCGAGGAGGAUUUGGAGAUCUUUUCAGAACACACUUCUUUUUAAAUGCUGGAAAUUUAUGUAACCUGAACUAUGGGGAAGGACCUAAAGCCCAUCUACAGAAGUUGGCAGAAUGUAUUCGAUGGUCAUAUGGUGCAGGAAUUGUUCUAAGACUGGGUAAUAUUGCACGGCUGGAGCUGAACUACUGUUUCCCUAUGGGAGUACAGAGUGGAGACAGGAUAUGUGAUGGAGUUCAGUUUGGUGCUGGUAUAAGGUUCCUGUAAGAAAGAAGUCACCAUAAAUUAUACCUGAUGAUAAUACAAAUAGUCACAGAAUGUUUUGCUGUAAUGAACAUCACACAUUGUCUUUCUAAAGUUGUUUAUUAAAAUAUUGUAAUAAAAUAUAA
Molecule: messenger RNA, 1695 nt
Organism: Protopterus annectens (West African lungfish)
Lineage: Eukaryota; Metazoa; Chordata; Ceratodontiformes; Protopteridae
Gene: SAMM50
Product: SAMM50 sorting and assembly machinery component
Exons: 15
Coding region: 164-1573 (469 amino acids)
Biological process (GO): protein insertion into mitochondrial outer membrane; mitochondrial respiratory chain complex assembly
Cellular component (GO): SAM complex; outer membrane
Source: RefSeq, a predicted model, not a curated record